AUUCUUUCAAUAUCCACUGUAAAUGAAUACCUACUACUUCAAUAUUACCUGCAACAAGUACAUGAGAUUUGUCACACUUAUAUAAUCCAUAGCAUUUUGUUAACACGAAACCUGAAAACUGAUUUUAAGAUUAAAAGUUCUUGUCAUGCAAGGGAAAUAGAAAAGCACGAGGAAUGUUUUGUUUUGUAAUAAAGUAAUAUUUUUAUGAUCCCUUAAUAUGGUAUCUCUCACAGGUUUUAAUAUUCCCAAUAUCCGCAUAGCAACCGUAAUUGCAACUGCAUCAUCAUCAUCAUCAUCAAUCACGUUUUCCCACAAUGUCGAAGAUCACAAGGAAACCUUAUUAUCACAAUUCAAUGUUGGGUACAUUAGAUGUUUUAUAACCUUUUGUUUUAAAAUUGAGAGAGUGUGUAGCGGAAAUAGUGUGUGCAGUAUUAGAGGGAGAAAAGAGGAAGAGAAGAAAGUGGUGAGAGAGGGAAUGGCGUCCAGCAUCCAACUCCAUGGGGAGGACUCGGUGGUGUUGCGGGUCACUCAUUCCAAUCUGAAAACCUUCAACACCGAUAUCCGCUUCUCGCUUCAGCUCACGGUGGAAGGCGUGAAGGAUAAGUUGUGGAAAAAAUGCGGGACUUCUGUCAACUCCAUGCACCUUGAGCUCUACGACGAUGCUCGCAACGACAAGAUCGCCGAUCUCUCUGAUAAUUCCAAACCCCUUGGCUUCUAUUCCCCUCUUGAUGGGUUUCGUUUGCAUGUUGUGGAUCUUGACCCAACUUCCAUCUCCUCUGGUGGUUGGCUGGAAGAUACUUCGUUGGUCGAAAAAUACCAAAUUUCUGAAGAAGCCUACAAUAAGCGACAAGAUACCUUCAGAAAAUAUAAAGAGAAAAUUACUUCCCAUGUUCCUGCAACUGCGGAGGCAAAGAUAUCAGACACCAGCGAGGAAGAGCUCUGUGCUAAUAUCAAGGUAGGAUCCAGAUGUGAAGUUGAACCUGGGGCAAAAAGAGGUGUUGUAAAAUUUGUUGGUCGGGCAGAAUCACUGGGUCCUGGUUUCUGGGUUGGAGUACAAUAUGACGAACCCUUGGGCAAACAUGAUGGCAUGGUUAAAGGAGUACGCUACUUCGAAUGUCCUCCAUCUCAUGGUGGAAUAGUUAGACCAGAUAAAGUGAAGGUUGGUGACUACCCUGAACGAGAUCCCUUUGAAGAAGAUGAAAUAUGAGUUUCAACAUGAAGGAUUUUCCUUGUAUGAAUCAAGUAUUUGUUUCCAGAAAUUAUUCAAGGGUUUUAUUGUGGUUUUUGAAUUGUUUGUGCUGUUUUUAGAAUGAAAAACAUAAAUUAGAUGUUAAUUACAAUGGUAAAAUGAGAGUCAACAAAGCCGGAUGCUACUUCAGAGAACAUUCAAAUUUGUUUUUAAGGUCUUUCAUCUUA
Molecule: messenger RNA, 1416 nt
Organism: Vigna radiata var. radiata (mung bean)
Lineage: Eukaryota; Viridiplantae; Streptophyta; Magnoliopsida; Fabales; Fabaceae
Product: tubulin-folding cofactor B
Exons: 8
Coding region: 218-1207 (329 amino acids)
Biological process (GO): post-chaperonin tubulin folding pathway; tubulin complex assembly; cytoplasmic microtubule organization
Cellular component (GO): nucleus; cytoplasm; microtubule plus-end
Molecular function (GO): alpha-tubulin binding; microtubule plus-end binding
Source: RefSeq, a predicted model, not a curated record